CCCUUCCCUCUCCUUUAUAUAUUGCACAGAGCUGGAACCCUAGACUCCACAGGCUUUAGCGAUUUCGGCAUCCAGCACGCAUCGUGAGUUCCAGCCUCCCUUGCCGGCGAGAAAUCACAUCAGUUAGAAAUGGCGGUCGCACUCCAUGAUGUCAAGUCCGCAGCCGGUUUGAAGAAACUGGACGAGUACCUGCUUAGUCGUAGCUACAUUAGCGGGUAUCAGCCAUCUAAGGAUGACGUUACCGUUUACGAAGCUCUCUCCAAACCCGUAUCCGGCGAAUAUGUCAACGUGUCUAGGUGGAGCAAUCACAUCGCAGCGCUCUUGAGAGUUUCUGCUGUUUUUGGAGAGGGUUCUGGCGUUAAAUUCCAAUCGGCGGAAGCAAUUGCAACCCCACCGGCCGCAGACGCAAAGGCUGCUGCUGAUGAUGACGACGAUGACGAUGAUGUCGAUCUCUUUGGUGAAGAGACUGAAGAGGAAAAGAAGGCUGCUGAGGAGCGUGCGGCUGCUAUCAAGGCUUCUGCAAAGAAGAAGGAGUCUGGUAAGUCAUCAGUUCUGAUGGAUAUUAAGCCUUGGGACGAUGAGACUGACAUGAAGAAACUAGAAGAGUCUGUUAGAAGCGUUGAGAUGGAAGGUUUGCUCUGGGGAGCAUCCAAACUUGUCCCUGUUGGAUAUGGUAUUAAGAAAUUGCAGAUAAUGCUCACAAUUGUGGAUGACCUUGUGUCUGUUGACACUCUCAUUGAGGAAUGUCUGACAGUUGAACCCAUUAACGAGUACGUCCAGAGCUGUGAUAUCGUAGCCUUCAACAAAAUUUAAUUUUGAGCUUUUCGUCAAGAAUUGAGAGCAUGUGGCUUCAAAGAUGUUCCGGAGUCUGGGGAAGAUGUUUUAUUAUUUGUUAACUGUCAUGUCUGUUUCUCGAUUCUAGCUCUUCAAACUUUAAUUGUCGUUUGACAUAUUUUUAUUUCCAUCUAUAUUUGCUUUGAAGUCAGUCAGUUUUGCCGUACUUGUUUCUACUGAUUUUGAAGAGAGGUCAUGGAAAUAAUCCACAGUUAUUAUGUUUCAUACUAGUAUGAGUGAAUUUUGCUUAUUUAAAUUGAUAACAUUUGGCAUA
Momordica charantia (bitter melon) is the source of this 1108-nucleotide messenger RNA. RefSeq names its product elongation factor 1-delta 2. Gene Ontology annotation, molecular function: translation elongation factor activity; guanyl-nucleotide exchange factor activity. The record is from RefSeq and is a predicted model, not a curated record. Gene Ontology annotation, cellular component: eukaryotic translation elongation factor 1 complex; cytosol. Gene Ontology annotation, biological process: translational elongation. Lineage: Eukaryota; Viridiplantae; Streptophyta; Magnoliopsida; Cucurbitales; Cucurbitaceae.